GGUUAUCUGAACACUCUCCGAGCGCCUGUAUUUUUCCUGGGAUAAAAGAUGAUUGAUGUGUUUGCAACAAAUGCGACUCCUGAGUUACUGCUGCAGCUCAAUGCAUUGCUUGAGCAAGAAUUAAGAUAUCAGCCAAAGCUCUCUGGCUUGCGAAUAAUUGAAUCAGCUCAUGAUAAUGGGCUCCGGAUGACGGCAAGGUUGCGGGAUUUUGAAGUGAAAGAUCUGCUUAGUUUGAUUCAAUUCUUCGGCUUUCGCACAGAGACGUUUUCUCUUGCCGUGAAUUACUUAGAUCGUUUUUUAUCAAAAAUAAAGGUUCAGCCAAAACAUUUGGGCUGUAUUGGCUUAAGUUGCUUUUACUUGGCGGUGAAAGUCAUGGAAGAAGAGAGUAAUAUUCCAUUAGCUACGGACUUAAUCCGAAUAAGUCAGUAUCGGUUUACUGUUAGUGACCUAAUGAGAAUGGAGGAAAUUCUUUUAGAGAAGCUACAUGGGAAAGUAAAAGCAACAACUGCCUCCCAGUUUCUGCAACUUUAUUGUUUAAUUCUAUGUGACAGCAUCAACUGUGAAAGGAAUGAUAAUCUUAAAUUAGAGAGACUUGAAGCCCAACUAAAGGCGUGCCACUGCAGAAUUCUUCUUUCAAAAGCAAAGCCUUCGGUGUUGGCACUUUCAAUAAUGGCCCUAGAAGCUGAAAAGAAGAAAGUGCCAGAAUUGGUUGAAAUAAUACAGUGUCUCCGAAUACAUUCCAAGAUAAAUAGUAGAGAAUUUUCCUUUUGGAAAGAACUUGUAUCAAAGUGCCUCUCAGAAUAUUCCUCAAGCAAAUGUUCCAAGCCAAGUGGACAAAAGCUAAAAUGGAUUGUGUCUGGUCGCACAGCCCGGCAACUGAAACACAGUUAUUAUAGAAUUGCCCAUCUUCCCACAAUCCCAGAAACUGGUCCCUAAAAGUGGUAAUCCUGAAGAAGAGUGGAUGGGACAUUGUUUGGCAACAUAUGUUCAAUCAACAAGGAUAUAAGCUUUCCUGUGCUGAAACAGAAAUUGUUGGAUUCUUCUGACCUGAUUUCAUGUUAAACUUCAACCACACUUAUGCCUCUGAACUAUAUACCGUAUAGCCUGUUGCCACAAGACUGUUUUUAAUCCACUCAAAAUUUUUUAAUAGAACUAAAGACUUUUUUUUUGUAAAGGAAUGCUUGGGUCUAAAAUACCAACAAGUCAGCUACUUUUGUUUUGAUCUACUCUCUGGAAAUGUGAAAACGUGAGUCAUCGUAGAACUUGAUCCUGAAUAGUUCUUCUGUAUACUUGCACUUCUGAACUAAAUGGUGGUAUAAAAUGAACAUAACCAUCACUAAACUAAUAAAAUAUACACACAGUUUCUAGGAAGAGUAGUAACAUUACUAAGAGAAAGAAAAUUGCUACAUCUGAUUCAUGGUAAUGGUAAUAAUGAUUGAGAAAUGGUGUUAACAUAAAAUUCCAAAUUAAUCCAAAAUUAGAUAAUUCCUUUAUACUGUGAUUCACAUUAGAGGUGAAUCUAAUCUAAUGAAAAAUAUAUUGGCCCUAGAUCACACUGACUGCAAGUGCCAAAUCUAAUGGUCUGUAUCUACAGUGUGUUAACAUAAAGAAUACAUUUUUAACAAGUAUCAUUACAGUUCAGAUUCUAGCAAAGUAUAUUUGAAAGAAGUUGGAAAGUACAUUAUAUUCACUGGAAAUUAAAACUGUUUAAAGAAUGCAAGUCAGGCACCAGCUGAGAAUGUGGGCAAUGUCUAAAAAUAGAAUUAACAUUUUAGAUUUUGCCCAUAGUGUUUCACCCCGGUCUUUAGUUCUGCUUGCAUGUACCAAAAUUGGUGAGACAAAUUUAAGCAUUUCACUGCUUAAACUUCUCUGGUCUGGAUUAAACUUUUUUUUACUCUAUUAGAAGUGCAAAAGUUCUGUGUUUAUAUUAAGCAUAUAUUUAGGGGAAUGUGACUGGCUUUGGAUUGGUAUCAAGCUUUCAGUAAAACAUUGUGUUAAAUGGAUUUCAAAGCACAUAAUUUAGUGGUGUGCUACCUUAAGCAGUUUUAAUUAUCUUUUCAACUUGAGAAUGUAUUCUACCAUAAUGUGUACUGCAUUGUUCAGCCCAAAUUAGAAUAGAUUUUACUUAGGAAGAAUUUUUGGAGCUGACUGGAAAGAUAAUGCAGCAAUUCUUACGUUUUUAAUUUUAGCACAUAUACCGUUGGUGUAAUUUCAUAUUGCCUUAAUGACUCACUUAAAGCUGACUGGCUUGUAUUUAGAAUCAAAGUAAGAAAUUUAGGAAAAUGACUACAAUUACAGAAACCUGAAGACUUGUUUUUGGUUUAACCCAGCAUUUGGACAAACCAUUUAUUUCUACCUCAUUGCAAGCUGCUCUUCAGAACAAAACUGAUGGGAUAUUUCCUCAGUCUAUCAUUUUUUAUGGACAUUAUUAAAUUGAAUAAUUGUAUCUUAACAUGCCUUUAGUAUUUGAAGAUUGAAACUGAACAAUAUUUAAGAUGUUUACGAUGUCAAGAAGGAACAAACUUGUUAUCAAAAUGUCCUAUUAUGCGUGUAAGCAACAAGAGUACCUUUCAAUAAAACACA
Protobothrops mucrosquamatus (brown spotted pit viper) is the source of this 2583-nucleotide messenger RNA. It is a transcript of the gene CCNG1, whose product is annotated as cyclin G1. Lineage: Eukaryota; Metazoa; Chordata; Lepidosauria; Squamata; Viperidae. The transcript has 7 exons. Bases 49 to 936 code for a protein of 295 amino acids. The record is from RefSeq and is a predicted model, not a curated record. Gene Ontology annotation, molecular function: cyclin-dependent protein serine/threonine kinase regulator activity. Gene Ontology annotation, cellular component: cyclin-dependent protein kinase holoenzyme complex; nucleus; cytoplasm. Gene Ontology annotation, biological process: mitotic cell cycle phase transition; regulation of cyclin-dependent protein serine/threonine kinase activity.